This is a messenger RNA of Jaminaea rosea, 944 nucleotides long. RefSeq lists its product as hypothetical. Bases 223 to 759 code for a protein of 178 amino acids. The record is from RefSeq and is a predicted model, not a curated record. NCBI's taxonomy places the organism in Eukaryota, Fungi, Basidiomycota, Exobasidiomycetes, Microstromatales. The transcript has a single exon.
CCAUCCUCUUCUCUUCCUACCAUCCUGCAAACACCCCACGCCUCGUCUUCCUUCCCGCUAACAGCCGCCGUCGCUGCCGUCGCCCUCAGCAUCGAAUUUGCUGCUCUACAUCGUUGUAGCUUCAUCACCUCUCGUGCUGCCAUCAUGCAAAUCGGGAUCGCAGAGUGAGUGCCUCUCGUGCCAUCCAUCCACUAGAAUGAAUCUCAGAGCCUGAAUGACACUAUGACUCUCUGUCUCUGCCCUUCCGCGUUCGGCUCGCUCAGCCACGGCGCUGCCAUUCAUGUCCUCUUCAUCCUCCUCACCGUCAUCGCUGUACGUGCCGUCGACAUUGGGCCGGACAAAGCCGGCGAGGUACUAGAUGCGCCUGAUACCAUCGUCGAAGCCUUUGUUCCUCGAGCUGCGCCCAGUGCUCAGAUUCCCUCGUCGCCCUUCUCCAUUGGCGGCGGCGGGACAGGCCAAGCCAUAGCACCCGAUGACUGGCAGGCGGGCAAUGUUGUAGAGGGAGCAGGGGCCGGGAGCAGCAAGGCUGCGCAGCCGAGUGCGGCGACAACGUCCGCAUCUGCGUGCCCUCCUCCGCCGGCAGCUACGACCAACACCAGCGGCAUCACUCCCCAGGAGGACCGCUACAUCAAGAUCGCCGGCAUUCUCGUCCCCGCCAUCGUAGCCAUCGGACUCGGCAUUGCAGGCAUGAUCGUCACCUUGCACGUCAAUGCUCCGCGCCGAGAGGAGGACAAUGACUACCAGUCCGCGAGAAUGUAGCUGGCGAACUUCUUGCGCAGACCAAGAUAACGCACUCGGAUCAGUCAAAAUUUGGCCCCGUCAGCAACAGACGCUGUCUCGGCCGCACGAGGACGCACAAACAACUCGCGGUCUCACUCGAUCAAGGAUAUGCUGGCGCACUGCUCGCCGUCCUUGGAUAUCUCUAUGCCCUAUGGCUGUCGGCC